AUGAGAAUCCAACCGAUCGAUUCGCAAGUAUACAGAGAGUCGUCCAUACGGAACGACACCGGGAAGCCACCUGUGUUUAAGUCGAGACUAAAGAGACUUUUCGAUCGGCCUUUUAACAGUGUUAGGAUUUCGCUGACCGAGAAGCCAGCCGCCGGUGGUGAAGCCACAGUGCCGGAGUUUGAGCCGAGCUCAGUUUUGCUGGACAAAAUGGUUCAGAAUUUCAUUGAAGAUACCCAAGAGAAGCAAUCAGUGGCGACGUUUGCCAAGUAUGGCCGCAACCGCUGCAAUUGCUUCAACGGAAACAGCAAUGACAGCUCCGACGACGAAUUUGAUUCUUUCUUUGACUCCACAACAAACUCUUCCUUCAACGACCCUUCUGAUACGCUCAAGAGUUUGGUACCUUGUGCGAGUGUUGUGGAGAGAAAUCUGCUAGCCGACCUUUCGAAAAUGGUGGAAAAGAACAAGACUUGUAAGCGCAAAGACGGUUUGAGGAAAAUAGUCACCGAUGGUCUUGUUGCUCUUGGUUACGACGCCUCCAUUUGCAAAUCCAAAUGGGAAAAAUCUUCCUCCAUUCCAGCUGGCGAGUAUGUGUAUAUUGAUGUGAUAGCGGAAGGAGAGAGGCUGAUAAUCGACAUAGAUUUAAGAUCGGAGUUCGAAAUAGCUCGAUCAACAAGCAGUUACAAGGUGAUUCUACAGUCUCUACCAAAUAUUUUCGUUGGUAAACCCGAUCGGCUUCUCCAAAUUGUUUCAAUAGUGUCGGAGGCCGCCCGGCAAAGCCUUAAGAGGAAAGGAAUGCAUAUCGCGCCGUGGCGUAGAACCGAAUACAUUAAAUCCAAAUGGUUCAGCCCUUACACACGAAUUCAGCAGAGACUCCUCCCAAACGAUGUCGUUGAGAUGCCGACCGAUGCAGGAUCUAAAUACGAACCGGGGGAAGAGGGUGUCAACGAUGAGGCGGAGGCUACGGAGGAGGUUUUGGAAGGUGAGUUUGGGGAACUGGAUUUGAUUUUUGGGGAGUCUGAUUUCGAGGAACCCAAAUUGCCUUCAACUCCAGCAAAAGUUUCCGGCGAGGGGCAGAAGAUAUAUUGCCAGCCGGUGAUGACGUGGCAGAUUCCGGCAGUGAAACCCAAGAUUUCCGACGCCGGAAACAAGGUGGUGGUCACCGGAUUAGCUUCACUUCUUAAAGAAUAA
Messenger RNA from Fraxinus pennsylvanica, 1188 nucleotides. Lineage: Eukaryota; Viridiplantae; Streptophyta; Magnoliopsida; Lamiales; Oleaceae. The record is from the annotation of a GenBank genome assembly.